This is a messenger RNA of Dipodomys ordii (Ord's kangaroo rat), 2622 nucleotides long. Its product is annotated as golgin subfamily A member 2-like. Lineage: Eukaryota; Metazoa; Chordata; Mammalia; Rodentia; Heteromyidae. The transcript has a single exon. The record is from RefSeq and is a predicted model, not a curated record. Gene Ontology annotation, biological process: Golgi organization; spindle assembly. The coding region runs from base 1 to 2622 and encodes 873 amino acids. Gene Ontology annotation, cellular component: Golgi apparatus; Golgi cisterna membrane; Golgi cis cisterna.
AUGUCUGAACAAACAAGGGAAAAAAAAAUAGCAGCAGGAAAGAAAUUACUGCACGAAUAUCAACAAAAAAAAUGUCUUGAUGGACCUGAAAAAAUCAAGAAAAAGAAAACUAAAAAGGUAGGGCACCCCAAGACAAACACCGCUGGGGUCCAACCAAUUAGGGGUCCAACCAAAGACCACGCUGACCCUGACUCUCCCCUACCUUUGGACACAGACAGAGCUGCCAGGGUGGAGAGAGUCACAGGUCCCAAUGUCAGUGAGGAUCUGGAGAGGCGCUACCAACAGCUGGUGCUUGCCCUGGACUCCAGCCAAAUUAGAAACCUACAGCUCUGCAGUGAGAUCGAACAACUAAAGCAGGAAAAGAAAGACCUGCAGGAUCGAGAGAAAGAAAAUGAGGAGAUGGCCCGUGUGCACGAAGCACUGCAAAGAGAGCUGGAAAUCCACAAACUAGCACUAGAGAUGAUGGUUUCAAAAGAACGCAAUUUACGAUCUGCCCUGGCCCACAUGGAGGCCACACAGCAGCGUGCUGCGGAGCUAGAGAAGGCAUUGUCUGCAGUCACCACCUUGCAGAUUGAGACUGAGAAAAAGAACCUACAACUCAUUGAAGACAUGAAUAAUGUGAAGCUUCAGCUCCAAGAAAACACCAGAAGCUAUGAUGACUUGAAGAAAGUGAACACCAAGUUGCAGGAGAAGCUGGAAGUGCUCGGGACACAGAAGAGCAACAUGCAGAACAGAAUUCGCAAGUUUCAACAAGCACUAGUGGAGCGGGAAGCACUGAAAAACCGACUACACAACCUGGGUAGUCGAGUGACCACAUUAAAGUUGGAGAGAGACACCUUUGCGGAGGACCUGAGGGUGGAGAGGUCCACGUGGAAGGAAAAGGUCCAACAGCUCUCAGAGCAGAUGAACCAACUGCAAAAGGAGAGAGAGCAAGGGGUGAGGCAGGCACUGGACCUAGAGACCAACCUGGCAGGACUGAGAAAACAGCUGGCAGAGCUGCAGCGCCCUGCAGGACCAUCUCAGGCUGAGCAGCAGCUGCAGGCCCAGGCUUACCAGAUGCAGGAGGAGUUAAAAAACUUGGAACAGCAACUUCACACCCAGGAACAAGAAAACCAGAGCCUCAGUAUCCAGAAUGCAGAGCAGCAGGAGCGGCUGCAGAGACUGGAAAUGAAGGCUGAGGAAUGGAGUCAGUGUGCCAACGAUCGGCACAAGAUUCUUGAGGCAAGUCAAUGCACACAUGUGCAGAACAGAGACCUGAAAGAGCAGCUGACUCAGCUGCGGGACGCUUUCCACAGGCUGAGCCUGGAGAAGGAGCAGCUCACCAGCAGCCUAAACACAGAGCAGCAGGUGAAGAAACAUCUGCAGGAGAAGUUGGACCAGUUAAAGGAAAAGUUAGAGGAGUGGAAAGACAUGGCUGAAAUAAAGAGCCAAGCGGCUCAGAAUCUGAAGGAGCAGCAGGCGCAGUCCCUGGCCCAGCUGCAAGAGCUCAGAGCCACCUGUGAGCAGCACAUCACCUCCAAUCAGCAGCUGACCUGGGAGAAGGAGGCCCUGCAGCAACACCCGUGGAGGCAGACCCAGCUGCUGGAGCAGCUGAAGCAGGUACAGGAGCAGACCAAGUUGGAGGACCAGAUGGUGUCUCAAAAGUUUCAGGAUAUUCUGAAGUACCUGGAAGCAACUAAACAACAGAAGGAGCAACUACAGGCCCAGCUGAGCUUCCUGGCUUUCACUAGAGAAAGUGAAGGAGUACACAAUGAAGAAGAUAGUGAGGAGGCAACUCUACAUGACCUGACUGUCCCAGAAGAUAUAGACAACCCACAAACCAUGAAAGAUUUUUACCUUAAAGCCCUAGCAGUGGCUGAAUCAAAACAGAUAAAACUUAGCAAGCAGCUGGAGAACCAGCAGGCCCGCUGCAGGUGCCUGGCCAACCUGGCAGCCCAGUGCCAGACAAAGCUCGAUCAACAGGCUCUCUUCCCCAAGAGCCGGAACCACGGCGUGUCUGGCAGCAGGAAGCAGGACCCACAGGUGUCCAAGAAGAAGCCGAAAAUCAGCUUCAUCCAUGACCUGCCUGACGAGGUGGACUUCCAAAGUCAAGUGGAUGACUUCCAACAUCGAUACAGCCAGCUGUCAGAACACAUCAGUGCCAUUGGAGAAUCCAUAGUGUACUGUAAAGAACAAAUGGAGGUCCUGGAUAAGCUGUAUAAGGAGAAAGAUGACUGUGUCAACCAGCUGUCCCAGGAGAAGAGGGAGAAGAAGAAGGAGCUGCAGGAACUGCUGCUGCGCCUUGCAGGAGAAGGCAUGGAGUGCCACAGCAAAACGCCCGCAGACACCACGACCCCCACAGACAGCAAGACCCCCGCAGACAGCAAGACCCCCGCAGACAGCACGACCCCCGCAGACACCACGACCCCCGCUGCUAAAACCACUUCAGACUUGUUAAGCCCCAUGAAGAUUGGGGAGGAGCAGAAAGGUUUUGAAGAAGUGCAACUUGAAGAAAAUGUGGAACUUGCCCGAGUAGAGGCUGGGGGGCCUUGCCCCCUAGAGGUCUCCACCCCACAGCACGUCGUGCUGAUGAUGCCAGAUAUCCAGCAACACCAUGAGCACUCUGUCCCUUUCUUCUCCUGA